Gopherus evgoodei (Goodes thornscrub tortoise) is the source of this 6366-nucleotide messenger RNA. It is a transcript of the gene WRN, whose product is annotated as WRN RecQ like helicase. The coding region runs from base 1355 to 5821 and encodes 1488 amino acids. Gene Ontology annotation, molecular function: 3'-5' DNA helicase activity; four-way junction helicase activity; nucleic acid binding. Gene Ontology annotation, cellular component: nucleoplasm; nucleus; cytoplasm. NCBI's taxonomy places the organism in Eukaryota, Metazoa, Chordata, Testudines, Testudinidae. The transcript has 38 exons. The record is from RefSeq and is a predicted model, not a curated record. Gene Ontology annotation, biological process: double-strand break repair via homologous recombination; telomere maintenance; DNA replication.
CCUGGGGGCGAGGGGGGUGUCGGGUGGGCUUGGGAGCCGGAACACCCACGUGGCUAAUUUUAGUGGGCCUAGCGGGGGGCCUGCUAGUCACAGUCCGUCUCCCUGCGCUGGGCCACUCGCCCCUAGCUGCAGCGUAGCCCUCCCCGGAGAGGCGUUGGGCAGCAGCUUCUGGUUCACUGCUCUGGCUGCCCUUACCCCGGCCUCUUCCCCCGCAGGUCUGUGCUGAGCACUUCGGCCCUCACUUCUGCACAGGUUGUCUUCCCACUGCUUCUCACUCAAGAACGCACCGAGGACUUCUGGCCACGGGAGUCCCGGUUGGGGGGUCCUUUUCUAGUAUUGCCUAGUCAACCUCAGGAGCUUUGUUGGGACAAGGCCGGGCAUCCCUAUUUGGGAGCAGGGAUGCUGAGCGGUGAUGCGAUAUCACUCUUCUGAGGAUAACAGAGACAGAAAGAGAGCAGAUGCUGUAAGUGUCUGGGUACAGAGCUGGCCCUUACGCUGCAAUUCUCUGUACUGCAAUGAUGCCAGCAGAGUUAAUCUGGAGUGGCUCGGACAGUGUCCUACUGUGGUGGACAAAAUAAGACAACCGUUCCCAGAAACCUUCUGCAAAGUAUUGCAAAGAACCUCCAUGAAAGCUUCCUAGAGAUCUCCAUGGAGUAUUCCAAGGCCAUCUCUGUGCACAUAAAUAGUUUUAUCUGAGAGCACCCUCUGCGUAGCUGAAGUUGCCACUGAUACCUACUACACCUACUUUUUUUAUUCAGAUUAAACAUAAAAAACAACAGCGUGUAAUCCUACAGUUUGAUUGGAAAUGUAUACUCACCAGAGCUGCCUUCAUGGCAUCACAGUCCACCAGCAAUUGGUCUUGUGAAGGGAUGGGUUCCAGGACAAAAAACAGUUCUUGGCUGUCAAGGAGAAUGGAUCCUCCGCUUGCCUGCUCGCAUACUCCUCGUCAUCAACAAUAUCCUUCUUGUUGCUUGAGGCCACCCGGAGCUCCUGGGAAGUAUCCAUAGAGAGUUUUGGGAUAGUGGUGGUGUUGCCAUCAAGAAUCGCAUGCUACUCCUCAUAAAAGCAGCAUGUCUGUGGAACAUCUCCAGAACGACUGUUCAUCUCCCUUGUCUUACGGCUCUCCCUCCUUCCUGUUGUUAAUCUUCUUUCAUCUUAAUACUGGCCUACCAGUCCUCUGCCAGUCACAGUCAUGUUGCCCUCUCUGGUGGCCGAGUGGAGGGGAAGCUGCUGAGGAUCUUGUGGGCUGAGCUGUGUGCAUUUGUUGUGUUGCCCCUGAUCUCUGCUACAGAACUCAAGAGAAAGCUAACAAAAAUAACAGAAAUGCAGGAGAAUUAAUCAUAUAGAAUUGAAAAUGAUUUCGCCACAUCAUAAACUUCCUCAGUGGAUGUCUGCACAGAGUAAAGACGAUGUGGGUGACAAAAAGAAGUCUCUUGUUCAGAGGAGUGUUCUGGAAAAUGACCUGCCUAUUUUAGAGUUCCAUGGCUCUGUUGUUUACAGCUACGAUGCCAGCGACUGCUCCUUUCUGUCAGAAGAUAUCAGAAUAAACCUAUCUGGUGGAGAUGUGAUAGGAUUUGACAUUGAAUGGCCGCCAUCAUAUACUAAAGGGAAAGUAGGGAAAGUCGCCCUAAUCCAAAUAUGUGUAUCGGAGAAAAAAUGCUACUUGUUUCACAUUUCCUCAAUGUCAGGUUUUCCCAAGGGACUCAAAAGAUUGCUUGAAGACGAAGCCGUUAAAAAGGUUGGAGUAGGAAUUGAAGGAGAUCAGUGGAAGCUGAUGAGUGACUUCGAAGUCAAACUGAAGAGCUUUGUAGAACUGGCUGAUGUCGCCAAUGAAAAACUGAAGUGUAAGGAGAUGUGGAGUCUAAAUGGCCUGGUAAAACAUCUAUUCAACAAGCAGCUUCUGAAGGACAAGUGUGUCCGCUGUAGUAACUGGGAGGAAUUUCCACUCAACGAGGAGCAGAAGUUGUAUGCAGCCACUGACGCUUAUGCAGGCCUCCUCAUUUACCAAAAACUUGAAAAUAUGAGUAACUGUGGUCAGAGGCUCUGCAGUAUAAAAAACGAUGGGGAGAUGUUGGCAAAUGAAGUCAAGAAGCAACUGUCCUCAUUAGCUGAAGAAAUGGUGGAGCUGGCUAAUGGUCUUCCCAGCACUUUUGGACAACUUAAAAAUAUGCAGAGAGCCUUAGAAAUAUUAAGUGGAGUAUCUGAAAGUAUAGGUGCCUUAAGAAACAUGUUGCUUGGUGAACCCAACUCUCAAGCAGAGCUGGAGAGAAGCUGUGUUGCGGCUCCAAUGAAAUCUGAAGUUGUGUCUACCGUUGUUGAAGAAGAAAAGGCUGAAACAGCUGAAUUUCCUACAAGACUUCAAGAUGAUUUAAAUGAUGACAUUGAUGAUGAUAUGUUACUGAGUGUCAAUGAGAGAGACCUGACUGGUAGUGAAAUGGAAUUUAGUAAGUCUGAGCAGAAAGAUGGAACUGCAGACAGAGGAUCUAAGGACAAUACAGAGAGAGACUGCAUAAUGUCACUGGACAUUACUGAAUAUGAACUUCAAAUGUUGGAACUUAAGGCCAAGGAAGAAAUUCUAAAUGAAGCUGCUUUGCCUGAGGAACCAUAUUCCAGAGAGAAUGAGCAAAAUCUUGGUUGUGUCAUUGAAAGUGAUGAAGAACUGGAAAUGGAGAUGCUUAAAUCUAUAGAAGAUGUAGAUAAUUCUAAAGUCAGGCAGACUGACUCUAUCUCCAUUGAAACCAAGAGAAUUGAUGGCACAGAAUUACACCUUGCUCCAGAUGAUGAUGAAGAUGAAGGCAUUGAGGAGGAGGAAGAGGAGAGUUGGGAUCCUUUGUUGCCUGUACCUAAUGAAAUAGAAGUCACGUGCUUAAAGACAUAUUUUGGGCAUUCUAGUUUUAAACCGGUCCAGUGGAAAGUGAUCUCUUCUGUGUUACAAGACAGAAGAGAUAAUCUCGUUGUCAUGGCAACUGGAUAUGGGAAGAGCUUGUGCUUCCAGUUUCCACCCAUUUACACAGGCGGUACAGGAAUAGUCAUCUCUCCUCUUAUUUCUUUGAUGGAGGACCAAGUGCUGCAGCUUGAAAUGUCAGGCAUUGCAGCUUGCUUGCUUGGAUCAGCUCAGUCAAGAAAUGUGAUAGGGGACAUCAGAGCGGGCCACUAUAGAGUUGUGUAUAUAACUCCAGAGUUCUGCUCGGGGAACUUAUCGCUACUUCAGGAACUUGACCAAACCAUUGGUAUCACUCUGAUAGCGGUCGAUGAGGCUCAUUGUAUUUCAGAAUGGGGGCAUGACUUCAGAAAUUCAUUUAGGACUUUGGGUUCGUUAAAGAAAAUGCUCCCUUCGGUUCCUGUUGUUGCUUUAACUGCAACAGCAAGCCCUUCAGUUAGAGAAGAUAUAGUGCACUGUCUAAACCUAAAGAACCCUCAGGUCACAUGUACUAGUUUUGACCGACCUAACCUAUACUUAGAAGUUGGACGAAAAACUGGACGGAUCUUUCAGGAUUUAAAACAGUUCCUUAUUAAAAAGGAAAGCUUUACAUACGAGUUUGAAGGACCCACUAUCGUGUAUUGCCCUUCAAGGAAGACCACUGAACAAGUAGCUGCUGAGCUGAUGAAAUUAAACUUGUCCUGUGGCACAUACCAUGCUGGCAUGGGAAUCAAAGCAAGGAAAGAUGUUCAUCACAGGUUCAUGAGAGAUGAAAUUCAGUGCAUUGUGGCUACGGUGGCCUUUGGAAUGGGUAUCAAUAAAGCAGACAUCCGGAGAGUUAUUCAUUAUGGUGCCCCUAAGGAAAUGGAAUCCUACUACCAAGAGAUUGGAAGGGCUGGCCGUGAUGGUCUUCCUGCUUCUUGUUACGUAUUUUGGACUACAGCUGAUAUGACUUUUAACAGAUAUCUUUUAAAUGAGAUAAGUAAUGAAGGAUUCCGACUAUACAAAUUAAAGAUGGCGGCAAAGAUAGAGAAGUACCUUAACUCAAACAGCUGCAGGAGAAAAAUCAUCUUGUCUCAUUUUGAAGACAAACAACUCCGGAAGGCCUCCUCUGGCAUCAUGGGAACAGAAAAAUGCUGUGAUAAUUGCCGGUCCAGAACUCUUCGCUGCACUAUUAACAGUGACUCAGAAGAGAGUUUGCAGGACUUCGGUCACCAAGCGUUCCAGCUGAUGUCUGCAGUGAAGGCCUUAGACGAGAAGUUUGGAACUAGAGUUCCGGUUUUGUUUCUCCGAGGAUCUAAUUCCCAGCGUCUCCCAGACAAGUACCGAACUCACGCUCUCUUUGGUAGUGGAAAGGACUGGCCAGAGAAUUGGUGGAAGGCUUUGGGCCGACAGCUCAUCAUUGAAGGUUUCCUUAAAGAAGUUUCUGGUCAAAGCAGAUUUGCAACUCUGUGUGAGCUUACUAAGAAGGGUAGAGACUGGCUCUGUAAAGCUAGGAAUGAGUUGUGUCGGACGCUUCUGCUACAGCCCAGUGAAGAACUAUAUCUAAGGAAACCUCACACCCAAAGCAAUAGACAUGUAACUUCAGUUGCGGGACAACGUUCACCAGAUACGAGGUUAAUAAAGCUGACACCAGAGAAACAGACAUAUUUGCAGGAAAUGUUUACUUAUCAAGGAGCAAGUAAAAUUUCUGCAAGAGGCAGUGUCUCAAAUGAAAGUAGUGACUUGGUGCCAUCACCAAUCAAACUGAAGUCCCCAGAACCUGCUGUUUCAUCCAGAGAGAAGGAACUGCACACUGUUCUAUAUGGCAAGCUGCUGGCAGCCAGACAGAAGCUAGCCAGUGAGAAGGAUAUUCCUCCGGCUGUGUUGGCAACUAAUAAAAUACUGGUGGACAUGGCCAAGAUAAGGCCUACGACAGUUGAAAAUGUGAAGAGAAUUGAUGGCGUAUCUGAAGCAAAAUCUGCCAUGUUGGUUCCUCUCCUGGAUGAUGUCAAGGAGUUUUGCCAUGAAAAUAAUCUGGCGACAGACACGUUCCCUACUUGCGGAUCUAGGGAAAAGCAGCCGGCAGCCCUCCAGAAGAGAGGUGGGUGCAGCCCCCUUCCACAGUCACAGCUCAUAACAUACAUGCUUUUCCAUGAGAAGAACCAGUCUUUGAAGAGUAUAAGUGAAAGCAGGUCUCUGCCUCUCUCUGUGGUCGGCUCUCAUUUAUCCCAAGCCAUGAAAGCUGGCUAUCCAAUCGACUUAGAACGAGCGGGUCUGACUCCUGAAGUUCAGAAGGUUAUUACUGAUAUCAUCCAAAACCCUCCCAUCAACUCAGAUGUAAGCAGAAUGACAGCGAUUAGAGCACUGGUCCCUGCGAAUAUUGAGCUGUACCUGAUCCGAAUGGCAAUUGCACUGCUGGAGAAAGGAUGUGGAAAUGGGCAGCUGGGCCAAGCGUGUGACUCAGGCAAGAAAAGCCUCUCAGCUGAGUGUGAAGGGCUGCCGGCCAGCAUGGGGCCAGCCCAGAAGAGCAAGGAAGGAACGUCGCGGAUGGAAACAGAGGGGAAUUCAGUGAAGCCAACCACACACACACAUAAGUUUGUGUCCAGGGAAGGAGCGAAACAAGAUCAUCAACAUAUGGAUUCUUUAUCUUGGCUUGUAAAGAGCAGCAAGAUGGACGACAAACAACCCUCAAAUGCAGAACGGGAUGUACCAAGCCAUCAAACCUCCCUUCGUUUAGCCUCCUGGAAUCAGCCUCCCCUGGAUCGUGUUGAAGAGGAACUGUUCAGUGACUCCCAAUCAAAGACUCAGCCUGCAAAAAGGAAGUUACCAGGAUGGUUUGGAACUUCAAAGGGAACAGAUUCUUCCAUUACUACUGGGAAGAAAACCAAAGUGGGAGCAAAAAAAGGUCUUUUUGGUUGAACUUGGAAAUAUCAACAACUUUCUUUUUUAAAGAAGCUCAGCGAGAGCAUAUAAUAUAAGCAUUCUGGCUCUACUGGCAUUCAGAAUGGAGUUGCAAGCACUACAUUACAGAUGGUUUAUUUUUAGUUUCCAGGACAACUAGCAUUCUGAAGGACAUGUUCAUUUGUUCACAGUUGAAACCAUUACUGAGCUUGGGCUGGAACAACUUGUCAGUGUGCGGGGAGCAGCCACAUAAAGCAGCAAGAUCUUGAGUUCAAGUACAUAAAGAACUGACCCAAGGGUUAAAUUAGGUCAUAUUAAUAUUGUUUAUAGAGCCUGUUUGCUACUUUCACUAUUAGGAUCAAACUUUCCAAGAUUUUUACUGUCAGUUUAUUAUAUUAGUACAGCGGUUCUCAAACUUCAGCAAUCUGAGGACCCCCAUUUUGAUUUAAAAUUUUGGGGACCUCUCAAGCCUCUCCACUCAGCCCUAGGCCCUGCCCUGCCUCCACUCCUUCCCUUAAGACCUCACCCCUGCCCCACUCCUUCCUGCCUCCCACUUACUCCAU